This is a messenger RNA of Cloeon dipterum, 432 nucleotides long. Its product is annotated as frizzled-2-like. The transcript has a single exon. Gene Ontology annotation, biological process: non-canonical Wnt signaling pathway; canonical Wnt signaling pathway. Gene Ontology annotation, molecular function: Wnt-protein binding; Wnt receptor activity. Bases 1 to 432 code for a protein of 143 amino acids. Gene Ontology annotation, cellular component: plasma membrane. The record is from RefSeq and is a predicted model, not a curated record. NCBI's taxonomy places the organism in Eukaryota, Metazoa, Arthropoda, Insecta, Ephemeroptera, Baetidae.
AUGACUGGCAAAAUUCAGGUUGUUGUGCUCUUAAUGGUCGGGCUGGCUGCUGGCCAGGUGACGUUCGACUGGUGCGAGACCCUGACCGUGCCCUUCUGCCAGGAUGUGCCGGACAUGCCGUACAACCUGACGUACAAGACCAACGCGCUGAGCCAGAAGAAACAGCAGGACGCCGGACUAGACGUGUUCCUGCCCGUCAAAAACUGCAGCUCGAAUUUUCAGGCCUUGUUGUGCAACGUCUUCGCUCCAGUCUGCACCGUCCUUCCGCAUCCCAUCCCUCCGUGCAGGUCGGCGUGCGUCGCCGCAAAAUCCGCUUGCGAGGCGCCGAUGAGCCGCUCUGGAAUCGCCUGGCCUCACGAGCUCGACUGCGAAAAGUUCCCUGACGACGGCAAACCUUGCAUUGACGUUGACGAUUCGUCUGCAGAGCAGUGA